Molecule: messenger RNA, 989 nt
Organism: Cladocopium goreaui
Lineage: Eukaryota; Dinophyceae; Suessiales; Symbiodiniaceae
Source: the annotation of a GenBank genome assembly
CUUUGGUUUCGCGUCGUGGGUACUGCGGUGUUCGUUCGAUCUGCCAUGAAGAACGUGGUGUUGCUGACAUUGGCAGUCCUGGCGUCCGCCGAGUGUGAAGAGGCGUCCUUGGUACAAAGACCUCGCCUCCACAGGGUGCGGAAUCACUCCAUGCCACGGUCCUCUGUCCUGUUCACUAAGGAACAGGCACAUCGAGCGAUGGAAAAGCACAAAAAGGUGUUGACAAGAAGCGGCAAGAAGUCGGGCCCACUACCGGCCUGCUCUGUGGAUCUGCGCGCAUCUCUCCCCGCAUGUAUGCAAUACAAUCCAGACUGGUGCUGGGCAACUGUCACGGCACAACUGGCUGGCUACUUCGACCCAACUCACAACCCCGAAUCUGGUGACUAUGAGAAUCUGGGCACCGGCUCCGUGAAUCGCGAGAUGCAACGCGCUGAAAGUUGCCUCGGCGAGGAAUGUCGUGUCGCGGGUUCGCAAUUCGCACCCAGCAUCAUGGAUGCCUGUUGUUCAGAGGAUGUGGAGCCCAAACGUAGCAGCUACCUCUGCGACACAGGAGCGGAGGUGCAGACCAUCGAAAAAGCCAUUGACUGGGCCACAAGCCAAUCUUAUGUGGCCCAUGAAGGUGCACUCACUGAAGAGCAGCUGGUGCAUGUUCUCAACAAGGGGCAUCCUGUGCCCUAUGCCGUGUUGUGGGUCGACAAAGAUUCGGGCAUGUACAUGGGAGGCCAUAUCAUGAUUCUGGGCGGCUGCACUGGAGAUGGCAGGUACUACUUGCAUGACAGCCUCUCCAACCUCACACGCACUAAGACCUGGCAGGCCUUGACGCAUGCAGAGUUGAUGGAAUACAGCCCAUGGGCCAUGGUCGAUUCAUGGCCUACAGUGGAACAGCUUGGCGGCAAGGAAACCGUCCAUGCCAGCAAUGAGGAAUUGAAGAAAUGGUUCAGGGAGAAUGGCAAUCAUGGAAAGUGGUUUUACAGUUUCAUCCUUAGCAA